CAAAAUAAUAAUUGAUGUAUCAAACACAAUAAAAGUACUUACAAAAGGCUUAGUGGGUUAGCUAAUGGCUAGAUAACCGUGACCAAAAAUUCCUAUGCUUUUCAGAUUUUAACUUCGUGUAUUUUUUUAUUAAAAAGGAGACAAUAAAUUUGUUUAGUGAACUCAGUUGCGGUUGCACCAUGGACCAACCGUAACUUGCCUUAGGUUGAGUGUUUUUUUGGAAAUUUCGAUAGAGAACGGGCGACGACAAUGGCGGGAAAGACGCCGCCGGACUGGUGCGUCGAGAGGGAUUCACGAAGAAGGCAGAUGAGGGGUUCAGUUUGAGGAGUUAGGGAGUGUUUGGUUUGUUUAAAUUUUGAAAUAUUGAGAGUAUAUAAGUCAUUUAUCAUUAGAGUUAGGACCACCGUUAGCAAUUUUAAGGGCAACAUUUAGCGAUUUAGUUUUAUUGUGGGAGCCUCUUGCAUUUGGGAAAAUGGAGAAGCAAAUAUUUGUUGCAGAAUUUUUUUUUUGUCUUUGGUGAAAGAUUAAUUUAUUCAAGAAGAAGCAGCGGCUUUGGGCUUGGAAUUGUGAUUAUUAUCCCAAUUCAUAAAUUUUUGUGGGCAGGCAAUAACUGAAGUAAUUUUGGAGUUUUUGCUGGAGUUGUCUACUGCACAAUUUGGAAUUAUUAUUUGGUUAGAAUUUAGUGAAGUUUGGUUGGAGUUUGUUUGAUAGUAAGAAUUUAUGUUAGUAUGGAGAUUGAUAGGUUUAUUGGAGAAAAUUAUUGUACCAAGAAGCCAAUCGAUACAAGGUGUCUGGCGGAUCAAGAUAAUUGCUGAGGUGAAGAUACAGAGUUUGUGGUUCUUGUCUUGAGGGGAGGAUAGUUAUGGGACAAUCCAAGUAUCACAUCGAAAAUACAAGGGAAAGAACCCUUGUAUAUAAGAGUCCACCUAGUUCAAUUAGUACGAGGCCUUUUGGGGAGGACACCCAAGAGUAAAACCAUGGUGGCUCGCCCCAAAGCGGACAAUAUCGUACUAAUUGAGCUGCCCGAUUUGACAAGUGGUAUUAGAGCCUGAUUCGGUUCUAGGGUGGUGGACAUCAGUUUGGUGGGUCCCUCGUUCGGUGACCUCGGGAUUUGCAAUCCACGUCUGUUUGGCAGAUCAAAGAGAAUUUUGCGUCUGGACUGUUUGGUGGAUCCAGGAGAAAUCUGCGUCUGUUUUGCGGUUCAAAGCUAUUGAUACUGAUACUAAAGUCUCCUGUCAUUUCAUUCACAAGACUGGACAUAUGGGAUGGGCAGCAGAAGGACUUAGUUACUAAUUAGUCAUUUACUACUUUGUACGAUCAUCUAAAUAGAUAAGAAUGUCAUUCAAUUUUUUUCUACGAUUUUGAGUUUUACCGACAUUUUUCUAACAAAUUGGUCAAGGAUCAUUCAACUGGAUUAGUGGUGGUAGCUCAAUUAACUUGACCUUGUCCAACAUUAUAGUAUAUAUACCAAUAUCAUACUCCGUGAAUAUUGUAAUUCUUGUUUGAUGACAGUAUACGUACCAGUAGCAAAGACUCGAUAAAUAUUGUAAUUCUUGUUUUUUUUCGUAUCGAUGCACUUACUGCCAACAAAAGUCGUUUGUGAGAUUGAUGUUAAUUACGUGACGUGGAACUUGUGUAUUAAUCAUUAGAGAACUUACUUGAUAUCUUGUUUGUAAUUAUUUAAUCACAUCUAUUUUUACCUACUUUUGUAUUCAUAGUGCCGAUUAUUAUUUCCAAUUAUCUGCCAAAUUUGACAAUAACAUUAACCAUGUAUGGUUCUUGAAAUAUGUCUCGUUUUUCACUUGACAUUGGAAAAGGAAAGAAAAAGGAGGUGGCCAAAAGUCGCCGCCGUUUGCAACCACGGCGGUCCGGUUGACCGGACCCCAAACCCCCACGAACCAACUUUCCAACCAAAUCACGACACGUGUGCCAAUGGGGUCCAUCAAAUCCCCAGAUAUUUUUCUGCUGAGCAGCAAUCGUCUGCCUGCCUGCCUACAUUCCCCAUCCGCGUCGCCUACCAAACCGUCAGAACUCAGACGAGACCUCAGGGGUAAGCUCGACACUUCACGAAACAAACUUUAUACCGGGGUUAAUUGCAUGGGUGGUCAUUGUGAUUACAAAAAACGUUCAAGUUUGGUCACUUGAAAUAUUUAAAUCCAUUUGUAGUCACUAAAAUUAGUAAAACCGUCAAAGUUUGGUCACUCUCCGUUAGUCUCCGUCAAUCUCCGUUAACGACGUCAACUUUUUGAUGACGUGGCUAACAGAAAAGUCUAGUCACCAAAUUUAAACCAAAAAUUAAAAAAAUAUUAUUUGCCACAUCAGGUAAUUCAGCCCAACCAAUGACUCAAACCCUAACCUAACUUAUUGACCUGCCAUCAACAAUCCAUAUUUACACCUCUUCCUCUAGCUCCGCCGCAUCCUCAAUCUCUAUUCUUCUUCCUCCGCUGCUUUUAAACCCAGUUCUCAAAAAUCCCCUCUUUCAAUUGGAACCAAAUUGAGCCCAAGAGACAUGAGUAGAUGAAGCGGCCAACGUGAUGAGUCUAUACUUUACAUAUAUGAUUGGGGUAGAUGAUUGGCUCGCCAGAGAAGAUGAAGCGGCCAACAGAUCUGAAUGAGGAAGAUGAUUGGCUCGCUGGAUCCUUUGCUUCUUUUCGAUAAUGGAGGGGUAAUAAGAGGGGCUAGGCGGUUGGAGUCGGAUGGAGAAGAAUAGUGUUGGGGAGAGGAUCUUAAGCGACGAGUUGGAGAAGAAAUUGAAAGGCAGUUACCCUGUUUUGGAGGUGGUGGUCAAUUUCAUCACAAUGACUUCUUCCUUCAUCUACGAGUCUCUCCUUCACAACCCCUCUCUUGGCAUUUCAUCCACCCCAAAAAUUACCUCUGAUUUUCAUCUAUUCCGCCUGGGAGAAACAAGAAAUUUGAUUAAUUGGGUAUUUGGGUGGAUAUACAGAGGUAGAGAGGCUGUCAGUGAUGGCGAAUAGAAAUAGAGAAGUGGUGUUUAGCCCGGGCUCCAAGGAUACAAGAAUUCACCGACAUCCCCGCACCGCCCUUCUCUGUCGCGUCCCCUUACUCCCGCCUCGACCUCUUCACCUCCUCCACCCUGCCGUCUGCCGUCGGAUCGACUACAUCUUUGAUUAUGAUAUUCUAGACACUUGGCUGGUCGAUUCUGUCCAACUUGAGGAAAUGCGACCGAUUCAAGCACCAUUCGGACUUGGUUGUCGAAGGGAAUGCAAGAAAAAUGAAGAACUAGAAUUCAUAUCUGUAAAGGAAACAUGGAUAAACCCUUAUUUUGUUUGAGUGGUAGGUUCAUGGAUGGGUGGGUCGGUUUGGUUCAAGGAUUUGGUUGGGUUGGGAUGGGGAAAAAUGACAUGGCGGGUCGGAUUUCACUAUUUUUGGGUUAAAUUAGAUUGACUAGGCAAUUCUGUCUGCCUUGUCAGCACAUAACGGUCUUGGUUAACGGAGACUGACGAAGACUAACGGAGAGUGACCAAACUUGGACGGUUUUACUAAUUUUAAUGACCAUUAAUGAAUUUAAAUAUUUUGA
Molecule: messenger RNA, 3538 nt
Organism: Linum trigynum
Lineage: Eukaryota; Viridiplantae; Streptophyta; Magnoliopsida; Malpighiales; Linaceae
Source: the annotation of a GenBank genome assembly